This is a messenger RNA of Jaculus jaculus (lesser Egyptian jerboa), 3653 nucleotides long. RefSeq names its product seizure related 6 homolog like 2 (gene Sez6l2). The record is from RefSeq and is a predicted model, not a curated record. NCBI's taxonomy places the organism in Eukaryota, Metazoa, Chordata, Mammalia, Rodentia, Dipodidae. Bases 341 to 3112 code for a protein of 923 amino acids. Gene Ontology annotation, cellular component: neuronal cell body; endoplasmic reticulum. The transcript is spliced from 18 exons. Gene Ontology annotation, biological process: synapse maturation.
CAUUCUCCCGGCUUGUUGCUAUCCAGCCGUCCCGGUGGACCCAGGCGCCCGAACCAGAGGGCAACCUUCGGGCCUCUCGGCCCCACCCCCCCACAGCCGGAGCCGCGCCCCCCUCUACCCAGAUCCCGAUCCCCGAGCAGCCGAUAGAGAUUGAGCAAAGAGGGGCCUGGACUCCAGACAACCUCUAGCCCAAUUCUGCUCCUCCACCCCAAGGGGCAGAAAAAUUGCCUUCCUUUGCUGACCCCUGGCAAGAAGCAAAAUUAAAGGAAAGGACGUGGAGGAAAGUGACAACUACAUUAUUCAGUAAAAGAACGGAGGAGAGAAACUGGGGUGAGUCGCCAUGGGGACUCCCAGGGCCCAGCACCAGCCGCCUCCUCAGCUGCUGUUCUUAAUUCUGCUGAGCUGUCCCUGGAUUGAGGGUCUGACCCUGAAGGAGGAUGAGGCACUGUCUGAGCCUGGAAGUGAGACCCCCACAGUGGCCUCUGAAGACCUGGCUGAGCUGAUCCAUGGAGCCCUGCUGCGGAAAGGCCCAGAGAUAGGCUAUUUGUCAGGAUCUGACCCAGACCCCACACUAGCCACUCCUCCAGCUGGUCAGACUCUUGCAGUACCUGCCUUGCCACGGGCUACUGAGCCAGGGACAGGGCCUCUGACAACGGCUGUCACCCCUAAGGAGGUCAGGGGGUCAGGCCCUACAGCACCAGAGCUACUGACCCCACCCCCUGGAACUACAGCACCACCCCCUCCUGGCCCCGCCUCCCCAGUCCCACCUCUCGGGCCUGAAGGAGGUGAUGAGGAGACCACCACCACCAUCAUCACCACUACAACUGUCACCACUACUGUCACCAGCCCAGUUCUGUGUAAUAACAACAUCUCUGAGGGUGAAGGGUACGUGGAAUCUCCAGAUGUGGGGAGCCCUGCCAGCCGCACCUUAGGACUCCUGGAUUGCACCUACAGCAUCCACGUCUACCCAGGACAUGGCAUUGAGAUCCAGGUACAGACACUGAACCUAUCUCAGGAGGAGGAGCUCCUGGUGCUGGCUGGUGGGGAGUCCUUGGGCCUAGAGCCUCAACUCCUGGCCAACUCCUCCAUGCUGGGAGAAGGACAGGUUCUUCGGAGCCCAACCAACAGGCUGCUCCUGCACUUCCAGAGCCCACGGGUCCCAAGGGGUGGUGGCUUCAGGAUCCACUAUCAGGCCUAUCUCCUAAGCUGUGGCUUCCCACCUCGGCCAGCACACGGGGACGUGAGUGUGACGGAUCUGCACCCUGGGGGCACUGCCACCUUCCACUGUGACUCAGGCUACCAGCUGCAGGGCGAGGAAACACUCAUCUGUCUCAAUGGCACCCGGCCAGCCUGGUCGGGCGAACCUCCCAGUUGCACAGCCUCCUGUGGUGGCAUUAUCCACAAUGCCACACUGGGUCGCAUUGUGUCCCCUGAGCCCGGGGGAGCUGCAGGGCCCAACCUCACCUGCCGCUGGGUCAUCGAAGCAGCUGAGGGGCGCCGACUCCAUCUGCACUUUGAGAGAGUCUCACUGGAUGAGGACAAUGACCGGCUCAUGGUGCGCUCAGGGGGCAGCCCCCUGUCCCCUGUGAUCUAUGACUCUGACAUGGACGACGUCCCUGAGCGUGGCCUCAUCAGUGAUGCCCAGUCCCUCUACGUGGAACUGCUUUCAGAGACUCCUGCCAACCCCCUGCUGCUCAGCCUCCGAUUUGAAGCCUUUGAGGAGGAUCGUUGCUUUGCCCCUUUCCUGGCACAUGGCAAUGUCACUACUACGGACCCUGAAUACCGACCAGGGGCACUGGCCACCUUCUCAUGCCUCCCAGGAUAUGCUCUGGAGCCUCCAGGCCCCCCCAGUGCCAUCGAAUGCGUGGAUCCCACAGAACCCCACUGGAAUGACACAGAACCGGCCUGCAAGGCCAUGUGUGGAGGAGAGCUGUCUGAACCAGCUGGUGUGGUCCUCUCUCCUGACUGGCCCCAGAGCUAUAGCCCCGGCCAGGACUGCGUGUGGGGCCUGCACGUCCAGGAAGAGAAGCGCAUCUUGCUCCAAGUUGAGAUCUUGAAUGUGCGCGAAGGGGACAUGCUGACAUUGUUCGACGGGGACGGCUCGAGCACUCGCGUGCUGGCCCAGCUGCGGGGACCUCAGCCGCGCCGGCGCCUCCUGUCCUCCGGGCCAGACCUCACGCUGCAGUUUCAGGCACCGCCUGGGCCUCCAAAUCCUGGCCUAGGACAGGGCUUCGUAUUACAUUUCAAAGAGGUCCCGAGGAAUGACACGUGCCCCGAGUUGCCACCUCCGGAGUGGGGCUGGAGGACUGCGUCCCACGGGGACCUGAUCCGGGGCACGGUGCUCACUUACCAGUGCGAGCCUGGCUACGAGCUGCUGGGCUCCGACAUCCUCACCUGCCAGUGGGACCUGUCCUGGAGCGCCGCCCCGCCGGCCUGCCAAAAGAUCAUGACUUGUGCGGACCCGGGCGAGAUCACUAACGGCCACCGCACGGCCUCCGAUGCGGGCUUUCCUGUGGGCUCCCACGUCCAGUACCGCUGCCUGCCAGGAUACAGUCUGGAGGGAGCAGCUGUGCUCACCUGCUACAGCCGGGACACAGGCACACCCAAGUGGAGUGACCGGGUCCCCAAAUGCGCCUUAAAGUAUGAGCCCUGCCUGAAUCCUGGCGUUCCGGAGAAUGGCUACCAGACCUUGUACAAGCAUCACUACCAGGCGGGCGAGUCACUGCGCUUCUUCUGCUAUGAGGGCUUCGAGCUGAUCGGCGAGGUUACCAUCACCUGUGUGCCCGGCCACCCUUCACAGUGGACCAGCCAGCCCCCACUCUGCAAAGUGGCCUAUGAGGAACUCCUGGACAACCGAAAACUGGAAGUGACCCAGACUACGGACCCGACCCGGCAGCUGGAGGGGGGGAACCUCGCGCUGGCCAUCCUGCUACCCCUAGGCUUGGUCAUUGUCCUCGGCAGUGGUGUUUACAUAUACUACACCAAACUACAAGGAAAAUCCCUUUUCGGCUUUUCUGGCUCCCACUCGUACAGUCCCAUCACUGUAGAGUCAGACUUUAGCAACCCGCUUUAUGAAGCUGGGGAUACACGGGAGUAUGAAGUUUCCAUCUAAACCCCAAGACUAAGAUUGCAGGACCCAGGAUCCCCCUUCCCUCCUCAUUCCGGGCAGUAGGAGCAUAGGACCUGGUCUCUGGCUCCUGGUCCCCUCCCCACCGCUAUGUAAAUAGUCCUCCUGUCCCCUGAGGGAGCGCUGAUGGCCCUGGAGAGCCUACAGUAAAUAAACCAGCAUCCUGAUGCCCAAAGCCACCUCUUCUUAGUUGCCAAACAAGGGGCCUGCCCCCUACCCUACUGACUCUGGAUCCAGGGAGGGGAACUCAGCUCCCUUGCAACUGUCCCGGGCUCCUUCAUCCUAGGGCCCCCCUCAAGGACUGCCCCGACAGCUCUAUUGUCCACUUGGCCGUGAAGGUCCCCCCACAGACGCCUGACUGCUGGGCCUUGGAAGACAAGAAGAGGAGGGAUGAAGGGAGAGCUGGGCCAAGGACAUGCCCCCUUCCCUGCAUCUCCCAACCCACGAUCUUUCCACAUUUGUUUGCUUCUGGAUUUUUGUUUUUGUUUUUGUUUUUGAGCAAUAAACAGAAAAUCACCACUUGUAA